AUAAUUCAUACAAUUUUGGAACGUGAUGCAAACCAUGGGGAUACUAUUUGGAACACUGCAGUCGUUAUUGAUAAUAAAGGAGAGGUUUUGGGCAAACACAGAAAAAAUCACAUUCCAAGAGUUGGAGACUUUAAUGAGUCGACUUAUUACAUGGAAGGAAACACUGGCCAUCCUGUUUUUGAGACUGAUUUUGGAAAACUUGCCAUAAACAUUUGUUACGGUCGACACCAUCCACUCAAUUGGACUAUGUUUGCAAUUAAUGGAGCAGAGAUCAUCUUUAAUCCUUCGGCAACUAUUGGGUCCUUAAGUGAACCCCUGUGGCCAGUAGAGGCUCGCUGUGCAGCAAUAGCUAACGGGUGCUUCACAGUGGCCAUAAAUCGUGUGGGAACAGAAGUCUUUGAAAAGGAAUUCACUUCAGGAGACGGCAAGGAAGCUCAUAAGGACUUUGGUCCGUUUUAUGGGUCCAGCUAUGUUGCUUCUCCUGAUGGACAGCUGAGCGAGUUUUUGUCUCGAAACAAGGAUGGAUUGCUUAUUGCUGAAAUGGAUUUGAAUUUAUGCAGACAAGUCAAAGAUCAUUGGGGAUUCAGAAUGACUCAGAGACUAGAACUAUAUGCUGAGAGUUUCACGAAAGCCGUACAGCACGACUUCAAGCCACAGAUUGUUAAAAAGUAAAUGGAAUGUAGGUUGAUUUAAUAUUAUAC
Ctenocephalides felis (cat flea) is the source of this 701-nucleotide messenger RNA. RefSeq names its product beta-ureidopropionase-like. The transcript has 7 exons. The annotation marks the transcript as partial. Lineage: Eukaryota; Metazoa; Arthropoda; Insecta; Siphonaptera; Pulicidae. The record is from RefSeq and is a predicted model, not a curated record. Gene Ontology annotation, molecular function: beta-ureidopropionase activity.